AUUUAAAUACAUGAAAGUGAGAACUGUAAGAUCCUGUAUGAUAAGGUGUCAAAUGGUGUUUCCUCAAUUAUCAUCGCUAAAGUAAUAGUGUCAUUUUAUUGUUAUCGAGUUACUUACAACUCAACGAGCGAGAUUUCUCUUACCUUUGGCUGCAUCAUAAUCAAGUCAAAUCUGAGAAAGAAAAGAAGAGAGGAUUGGUGCACUGAUGAUGUAGUAGUACGUGUUGUGUUGGAACUUUUUCCAAGCCAUACAAAUUAUACUAAUUUCUUCACAUUUAUUGUGGUUGUGAGAAUUACUCCAGUCAAAACGUUCAUAUAUUUUCCCCAAAAAUUGGUCGGUGAAAAUGUUGCCUUUUGAGAGAGUCCAACAAGUCUUGAAGAUUCUAAAAGUGCAUAACUUUUUUCUUUUUCCCCUGUGUUUUUUAGGUGCUGAAGCCUGAAGCCUCUGAUAUAUUGAUUGGGAAAGAAGGUCAUUCCUUUCUGGGAGACUGAAGAAAACAGAGUUCAAUUUUGAACAAGAAGAGAGAUUACAAGGAUGUUAAAAGGGAAAGCUCAUGUUCAAGAAACAGAUAUGCCAACUAGGAUGCAGAAUGAAGCCAUGGCUUUUGCUUCUGAAGCUCUGGAUAUCUACGAUGUCACUGAUUUUGCUUCCAUUGCAGCCCACAUCAAGAAGGAGUUUGAUAAGAUUUAUGGAAGUGGAUGGCAAUGUGUGGUUGGUUCCAGUUUUGGCGGUUUCUUCACCCAUUCUAAAGGAACUUUUGUUUAUUUUGCACUGGAGACCCUUAAUUUCCUUAUCUUCAAGGGGGCCUCCUCUUGAAUCUUGUUGAAUUUCAAGAUCUUCUUCCUAGAGAUAGUGAUAGAUUGAGUAGAAUGGAAUGUUGGAACAUACAAGCAAACCAUUUUAUAUUAGUCGAAUGGGAAUGGUGGAUGUUUCUAAAUAAAGUCGAUUCGAUUCAAAGUGGAAUCCCUGAGGCUUCUUCUUCUUGGUCAACAUAAUCAUCUUGGAUGCAAAUGUAAUGUGAUGGAAUGGACUUUAUUAAUCUUUUUAUUGUAAGGUUAAAUGAUGAAGACAACGAAGGUAGAACAUGGGGUGUGGCAGUUUCAGCCUGAACCGACUUUGAGAAAUGCAGUGUAGCAUUCAUGAACCUGAUCAUUCUGUCAUGUACUGAAUAAAAAAGUCAACCAGCAUGAUUUCUCUGGCUUAUGGGUUUUUCCUGCAUCCCAAAAUAAGAGCACUGUUUAUUAUUUUGUUCUUAGUUCAACAAACAAGAGUAUUAUCUUGGGACGGAGGAAAUGCACUGUAAGCAGGAACCUAAUUUCGCCGGCUAGGGACUGCAUUUCUAAAAUCGAAAUAAGCUUCCUGCUUCCCA
Oldenlandia corymbosa var. corymbosa is the source of this 1369-nucleotide messenger RNA. The record is from the annotation of a GenBank genome assembly. Lineage: Eukaryota; Viridiplantae; Streptophyta; Magnoliopsida; Gentianales; Rubiaceae.